AUGACACCCAAAGAAAGCACCCGAAACAAAGCCAAGCAUUUCAAGAUCUGCAAUGCCAUUGGCGGCCUAGAUGUGACACGACUGGUGUCGACGAAUGCCCGCAACUUUUUCUCUUCGGCGAUUGAAGAUGUGGAAUUGAUGAGAGAAUACGUGAGUGAAUUUGCGCAUUCUGGAAACUGGACCGGUGAGUUUCCGACGUUGGAAGCAAUGGGACAAACACUCGAUUGGCAAGCGCGAGGAUUGCCAAAUGGCACGACAACGGUCGAAAUAGGACUGGGGUACGCCGACGACAGACCGGAUAGACGCGUGGAACGGUUUGUCGGUCUCAAGAACAUGCCGUCAGUAGGAGACCAGUAUUCUGAGUUUGCCAUGUUGGAUCCCCUGUCUCCUUUGUUGCCAUGGCUUGUGGACCGCAAAUCCAAGGAAUCGGCCUGGUGGAAAGAUCACAUGAAUGGAAGGACCGAAGGAGACAAGAAGGAGAAAUUUCCCACGCAAUCCUUCUACACGGCCGCUUGGGUGUGCGGCGAGGCAGACACACUCAUGUACUACCCACCUCUCUCAGUUUACGAGCAUCCCCUUACCAUCGGAGAUGUCGUGGGGGAGCAGUAUGAUUCCAGGGUACAACCGUUCGUCGUCCCGGCCCUACCCCAAUGGAACCCCGAACGAAAGGCUCUAUUUGCCCCACCGUACCCGGACUUGGCACUCCCUGGAGUUUCGCUCAUCUCAGCACUUGCUCCCGUGUACUAUAGUGGCCGGUUCCGGGGAUACGACUAUCAGGAUACUUUUGUGGCCACUGCAGGGAUCGAUAUCGCGGUUAGCGACAUUUCAGCAUUUCUCGAUGAUCUGCAAGAUACAUUGACGCCCAACAGUUUUGGGCUGCUGGUGGACUUUAACUUUAACACCAUUGUCAUUUCGCAGGAGGUGGUGAACCGCCUCUACCCGGAAAGGACUGGAAUGGAAGAAAUCCGAAUCACGUAUGAUCUAGUGGAUGAGAGCGUCAUUCUUCAAGAUCGAAGGAACCAGACCUACUUGCCCUCGGAUACGAUUCUUCAAGACCUUACCAAGUUGGACAAUGCAAACUGGAAAGGCCUUUGGGAAAAAAUUCAAGCAACGCCUCAAGGAGAGCGAGCCUUUGAGACCCUCAAUGUGACCCUGACGGGACAGGAUUCCCCCACGGAAUUCUAUGUCAUGUACGAGAACUGGGACACUGUGGCCGACUGGACUCUCCUGGUGUUCGUUUCCAAGGCGGAAGUUCACAAGGCUAUUCAAGUCUAUACAACAUCCGAAUACAGCAGCUUGGUGGGUGGACCUGAUGCAGCCGAUCCUGCUGUCUCCAUGGAGGGGGAGCGUGGUGUAGUCCUGGAGGGAAGCAGUAUGAUUGUCAAUGGGGGGAACUUGGACGUGACGCUAUCACUCAGCAAGAUUCCCCCUUGGGUUCAGAUCAACGAUUCUGAACUCUUCUCAGAUGACACCUACACUCUUCGCUCAGGGGAGUUCCUUCCCAUUCAAUUCCAGGUUGCUACAUCAGAACUGGCCACUGGUACCCAGUCAGAUUCCAUUGUAUUUGAUGUUCGAGAUGAUGGCUAUCCGGAUUGUUUCUACAGUGCUCCAGUCACCAUUCCCCUUUCAGUUCUUGUUACCCCCAAGGACUGUGGAGACAACCGGAUUGCCGACUUUGAAGGCAAUUGCAUUUGCAGUCCUGGCACAGUUGCAAUGAACGGCAGCUGCAUGAAAACAGGGGCUGUGGUUGCGGCCUUUCUUGUCCCCAUUGUGGUCCUGGCUUGUUUGGCCCUCCACUUGUAUGUCAAGCACAGGCGUCGACUGGCUGAUUCUGUAUGGGAGAUUGAUCCAAAGGAGCUUGAGAUUCCGGUUCCACCUGUCACUAUUGGCUCAGGAAGCUUUGGACAAGUGGUCCUGGCCGAGUAUCGCGGCAGCAAGGUGGCAGUGAAAACCAUCCGCAGCACACUCAUAUCGAAGGGAUCCACAACCGAGUCACAAAUCUCGAGUGAUGACAUGGAAAAAGGCUCAUCUGCACCCAUUACGUCCACAAUAGCCUCAUUUCGCAGCUCUUCUUCUCUUGCCAAAAGAAAGACUCAUCGCGAAGCCUUCAUCAAGGAGAUUCGCAUGUUGUCUAGGUUGCAGCAUCGCAACAUUGUCUGCGUCAUGGGAGCUGUUGUCGAGGGAAGAUCAACGCCCAGCUUGGUUCUUGAAUACAUGGAGCGUGGAUCCCUCUUUGAUCUCGUGCGCAGCGACACAAAGAUGGAUGGGCAGCUCAUUCUCGACAUUUUGAAGGACGUGACACAAGGCUUGCGGUUCCUGCACAACACCAAGCCAGAGCAGGUCGUCCAUGGAGACCUGAAGGCCCGCAAUGUGUUAAUUGAUGAAAAGCUAAGGGCCAAGGUUGCUGACUUUGGAUCUGGCACGCCUGGGACUCCAUAUUGGACGAGCCCAGAGUUGCUGCGCCAAAGGACAGAGAGCACCCCUGCAAGCGAUGUGUAUGCUCUAGGUAUCACAGUGUGGGAAAUGUAUGCCAGAGCGACACCAUACCAAGGAGAAGAACCAAGUGUUGUGAUUCAAGAGAUCAAAGAUCCCAAAGUGAACAAGAGACCACCUUACCCUCCGAACAUGCAAUCCUGUGUUGCUGCCAUGAUGCAUGACUGUCUCCUGGCCAAUCCUGAGGAGAGACCGACUUUGAAUGAGCUUGCUAGCCGUAUCAACCGAUUCAAGCCUGUGGAUGUGGAGUACCAGGUUGAGAAGGAGGAGUCGGGUGAGUUGGGCUUUCUCAAAAAGCUCUUCCCUGCUCACAUUGCAAAGGCACUUGGUGAAGGGAAGACAGUGGAACCAGGGACACAUGAAACAGUUACAUUGGUAUACUGUGAGAUUGAGGGUUUUGGAACCCUUUCAUCGGAGCUUCCUCCAAUCAAGGUCACUGACUUGCUGCAUCGUCUGUUUGAUCGAUUGGAUGCGCUGGCUGAGGAACACAAUGUGUUCAAGGUUGAUAUGAGUGGAGGUGGUGGCUGGAUGGGUGCCACGAACUGCAUCCAGGAUCAGGGAAAUGACCACGCGAAGCGAAUGGCAAGGUUUGCCAUCCUUGCUGCUUCAGCAGCCAGUGAAGUGCUCAUUGAUGAAGGAAAUCCUGAACAUGGCCACGUUCAGAUAAAGACAGCCUUGGUCAGUGGACCAGUGCAGGGAAAGGUGGUUGGCAGAGGCACACCUCGGUACUCACUUUACGGGCCCACCGUUGAUGCUGUUUCGUACCUUGCUGGUCACAAGUCAGAAGCUGGGCGUAUUGUCUGCGCUGAGAGUACUCAUGAGUUUUUGGAGUUGCAAGCUCCUGAGAUCCAAACACAAGUCAAAGCUCGUGUCUUUGUUCCCAACAUGGGGGCCACAACCACGUUCUGGGUCAAUCCUCCCAAGGAAGAGGCUUCCUAA
Seminavis robusta is the source of this 3432-nucleotide messenger RNA. The record is from the annotation of a GenBank genome assembly. Lineage: Eukaryota; Bacillariophyta; Bacillariophyceae; Naviculales; Naviculaceae.